AUGCUUGCAGGGGUGAUAUACUGGGCUGUGUGGCGGGUAGUGCUCCCAAAGGUAUUUGGGUAUGAGCUUGUACCGCGCAAGGAGACUCUCGAGGACGCUUCCCCAAUGGAUGGUACCGCACCGCAGAAGAUCGGCCAGAAUCCUAUUGUGCUAUCUGUUUUUCUUCGACGGUCUUCGGGUCGGCUUCUGGGGACAGUGACACAACGGUACUAUAAUACCCGAAAGGUUCACCUCCCGGAAAUGUCGUCAUGA
Molecule: messenger RNA, 252 nt
Organism: Psilocybe cubensis
Lineage: Eukaryota; Fungi; Basidiomycota; Agaricomycetes; Agaricales; Agrocybaceae
Exons: 2
Coding region: 1-252 (83 amino acids)
Source: RefSeq, a predicted model, not a curated record